AUGAUGACAUCAUUUGCUGUUCUUUUUCUAUCAAUUGCUAUAAUUGAAUCCAUGGCAGGAAUUUUAGGAAAUGGAAUUAUCUUGGCUGCCAGUUCAUCAAGCUGCAUUGGGAGAAAAACAUGGCCCUCAUAUGAUAUGAUCAUGAUGUCUCUGAGUUUAUCUAGAAUUACAUUGCAAUGCUGGAUUAUACUGGAUUUAUUCUUAACUAUAUUUUGUGAACCCUCCUAUUUUGAAGACAAUCUAUUUGGAGUUAUCAAGACAGUCUAUAUGUUUCUGAACUACGCCAACCUCUGGUUUGGAGCCUGGCUUAGUGUCUUCUAUUGUAUCAAGGUUACCAGUUUCAAACACUCUUUCUUCAUCAGGCUGAAGCAGAGAAUUGCCAGGCUGAUGCCCUGGAUGCUGCUCACAUCAUGGCUCUGCUCCUUCACAGCUGCAAUUCCCUUUGCCUGGGAUGUCUACAGCGUGCACAACAACUUCACUGCUCCUCUACCCGUGACCAACUCUUCAGCAAUGAGAAUCACAAGGAAAGACAAUUUGGGUUUAUUAAUUCUUCUCUCUAAUGCUGGUAUAGGUAUGCCUUUAAUACUGUCUGUUGUUUCAAGUGUUCUGCUGAUUUGGUCUCUGUGGAUACACACCAGAAGGAUGCAAAGUAAUGCAAGUGGUUUCAGGGAUCCCAGCUUAGAAGCCCAUAUGAAAGCCAUCAAGUCAGUCUGUUCCCUCCUUAUCCUUUACAUUACAUAUUUUAUAGCUUUCACUUUUCUUUUAUAUGAUUUAUUUAUACGUUUUAGCACCCCAAAAUCCAUAUGUAUAGCUAUAAUGGCUGCCUGUCCUACAGGACACUCCAUAGUCUUAAUUUGGAGCAAUCCAAAAUUUCGAGAGCUGCCAGCUAGGAUUUGGCACUUCACAAAGUGUCCUAUCUGA
Messenger RNA from Ficedula albicollis (Collared flycatcher), 921 nucleotides. Its product is annotated as taste receptor type 2 member 40-like. Gene Ontology annotation, biological process: sensory perception of taste; G protein-coupled receptor signaling pathway; detection of chemical stimulus involved in sensory perception of bitter taste. Gene Ontology annotation, molecular function: bitter taste receptor activity; G protein-coupled receptor activity. Lineage: Eukaryota; Metazoa; Chordata; Aves; Passeriformes; Muscicapidae. Bases 1 to 921 code for a protein of 306 amino acids. Gene Ontology annotation, cellular component: membrane. The transcript has a single exon. The record is from RefSeq and is a predicted model, not a curated record.